Coprinopsis cinerea okayama7#130 is the source of this 546-nucleotide messenger RNA. RefSeq lists its product as hypothetical. The transcript has 3 exons. NCBI's taxonomy places the organism in Eukaryota, Fungi, Basidiomycota, Agaricomycetes, Agaricales, Psathyrellaceae. The coding region runs from base 1 to 546 and encodes 181 amino acids. The record is from RefSeq and is a predicted model, not a curated record.
AUGAAGGCAGGUGAUAAGAAGGCUGCAGGAGACGACUUGAACAACGACGACGACGACAAGAAGGACCCCGAAUACGGCGAAGACGACGAGGAAGACGAUGGCUCCCCACGACACGCGUCCCGCCUAUACGGACGUACGGCAAGGCGUUUAAUUACUUUGACGGUGGUGCGUUCUUUGGUCCUCCUCCAACUCCUCCAGGCGAUCCGAGAACGAGAACAUCAAUCCGCAAAUCACGCCCACCACCCGCUUAACUCUCCCCUCCCAUAUGGCGGACAAGCCGCAUUCACGGUAAUCCAAACCCUCGGCACCCUCUCCACCCUCAUCGACGUCGCCUCCAACCGCGCUCAACCCACCCCACUCGGGACACACCACUUUGCCCUCCUCUUCGUGGUGUGGGGUCCGAUCUUUGCUUUCGCCUCCCUCCCACAACCCACCCCCUCUCCGAUCCCUUUCCCGCAUCCUCCCAACCCGCCAAUCGACCCGAUCCUCCGACUGCUCACCCCACCGCACUUCACAUCGACCACGCAGAAUCGGUGGAUUGGGUGA